CAGGCGCUAGGUCGUCCUGGAUGCCUGAAAAGUGUACACCUUUUGGAUCGGGCUAAGCGUCGUGAUUUUCGGUCCAAAAUUACGGGCCAGCGACCGACACCAUCUCCGUCGUGUCGCUCGCGCAGACCUCUCAAUCUCGCCGUCCACCCACACCUCCGCCGCCCAGACCUCUAGAGAGACGCCGCUUCUCCGGGACCUCGCCCCAGGUCCGGCGCUCCAUUCUCGCCUCCAGCCGGGCCACCCCGACCUCGCUACCGUCCGGCGCUGUUGAGGCAGCCGGAGGAAGGCUGCUGAUGGUCGCCGCCGUCCGCGGGAUGCAUUGGUAGCACGACGCAGGUGAGACCAAUUCUUCCAUGUCCUGCACAGAUUUGCAGCUGCAGGAUUUUUGUUGCAACACGAACCAAUCUUGCAGGACAGCCAGCUCCCAAGAUGGCCAUGUGCUCAUUUUCCAAGCAACCUGAAGAAACAAGAUCAGAGAACUACAUAAGAGGAAAGGACUGUUCAGGCCCUCAUACAGGCCAGGAGGGAGCUGAACUGGAGGUGGCCAGGAGGUAGCCCAGCCCAGAAUAACCAUCCCAUGGAGCGGCCCUGGUAGCCCAGCCAAACUGAGGAACAGACUAAGUCGGCCUGCCUAAAACCCACGUCUGUAGCCGCCGGAGCUGAGCGCCGCCCCCAUUCCUCCGGCGCCGUCGCGAUGGCAUCCAUCCUGCCCUGGCUGCUCCUUCGCUGCCGACAGACUCUGCAGCCCUCCGCCACGGCUCUAUUCUACCUACGGUUCAUUGCCUCGCCUCUUCACAACGGUCCAACCACCAUCAGUCCCCCACGCCUCGGCGCACUGCCCGAGCGUUCCCGUGCGGCUGCUGGAUUCGCGACAGCUGCGCGGAUACAGUCCUCGGCGAGGCGCGGGAGCACGGCGGUGACGCUGGACACGGACGGCGGCUUCGCGCGCUUCUCGGUCGGAGACGAACUGCGCACGACGCAGCCGCAGGGGAAGAAGAAGAAGAAGAUGUCGAAGAAGUCCAAGGUGAACCAGCUCAAGUGGUUCCGCCUCAAGGCCAAGAAGAAGAUGAAGUCGCCCAACCCUGAGGUCCGGAUCAGAUACAAGCUCGACAAGGCGAAGAGGAAAGAGGAGUGGCUGAUCGAGAAGCUCCGGAAGUACGAGGCGCCCUGGAGGGGUCCGGCGCCGGUCCAUGACCCCGAGAUUCUGACCGAGGAGGAGAGGUUUUACCUCAAGCGAACCGGGGAGAAGAAAAAUAACUACGUCCCCGUCGGGAGGCGAGGGGUGUUCGGCGGCGUGGUCCUCAACAUGCACCUCCACUGGAAGAGGCACGAGACCAUGAAGGUGGUUUGCAAGCCCUGCCGGCCUGGCCAGGUGUACGAGUACGCCGAGGAGCUGGCCAGGCUCAGCAAGGGGACCGUCAUCGAUGUUAAACCGGAUAAUACGAUUAUCUUCUAUCGUGGGAAAAAUUAUGUGCAACCGAAGGUUAUGUCGCCUCCUGAUACUCUGUCCAAGCAGAAGGCCUUGGAGAAAUAUAGGUUUGAACAAUCUCUUGAACAUACCAGUAAAUUUAUUGAGCAACUGGAGAAGGAGCUUGAAGAUUACCAGAAGCAUGUUGAGUUAUUUAAGAAGCGUGAGGGGGCUAUUGCUGAGGAGAUCAGUGACGGAGACGCUGAUGUUGAUGAUCUCACAUCUAGCUCAGAUACUGAAUGAAUCGUCUUCUUGAUCAGUUGGCACCUUGGCGCAGAUCCUUUCACAAUGGAGAUUUGAUAUGAUCUUGCUACCCUAAAUUUCAGUGCAUCUGGUUUGCCACCAAACAUUCCCUAUUUUUUGGUAGACAGGUGUGGCAAGCAUUCGGUAGAGCCUCACCGCCUGUGACCGAGAGAUCCCAGGUUCGAGUCGCGGUCUCCUCACAUUGCACUUCAUGAGGGUAAGGCUUGCAACUAACACCUUCCCCAGACCCCGCACAGUGCGGGAGCUCUCAGCAUUGGGUACGUCCUUUUUUUUUUAGGUGUGGCAAGCAUUCGGUCUUCUCUAGCAUUGUACCCCACCUGUCAUAGACUGAGCUCUAAGAGUCGCACUGAGAGAUACUGAAGUUCAGAGUCAGCAGCAUUUGAACGCAACAUGAGCUUUGGAUGCUCAUAGCAGGCGAGAUGAGUUGCGUUUGCAUCUUUCAUCAGAAAUGAGCUUCCUUGGAUUGUCAGUUAUGAAAAUCAAAUUGCGUGUCUUCUGGAGAAGGAUCUGCUCAAAUAUAAACAUGUAAGAUUUACCUAGCUCUCAAUUAGAUCAUAGUAACAUAUGGAAUUUUGAUGCUUUUAGAUCGAAAUGUAGUAUUCUAAGAUUAUUAUUAGUUACUAAUAUAAAGUAAUAUUCUAGUC
Molecule: messenger RNA, 2376 nt
Organism: Lolium perenne
Lineage: Eukaryota; Viridiplantae; Streptophyta; Magnoliopsida; Poales; Poaceae
Molecular function (GO): RNA binding
Source: RefSeq, a predicted model, not a curated record